Messenger RNA from Porites evermanni, 4989 nucleotides. Lineage: Eukaryota; Metazoa; Cnidaria; Anthozoa; Scleractinia; Poritidae. The record is from the annotation of a GenBank genome assembly.
GCCCAACAAAAUGGACUUUAUAAUCUAGUAGUGCUAGAUCCUCCUUGGUAUAACAAGUCUGCAAGACGAGGCUCAAAGUAUGACGAUAACUUCUAGUUUUUCUCCACUUAAGUAAAUGUAUACCAAAAUCCUACUUAAUAUCACCCCGUACCCUAUAAGGGGUGGCGAAUGGUACCUCGAAAAACGUGGGUCUCAGAAAAUUUUGGCAGGAUCUCAAAAUCUUGGAAGCGUUUUUCAUAAGUCUCGAAGUCUCUUUUUUUCAUGGUUUGUUUUUACUUUUUUUCAGUCUCGGAACUUUUCACCAAAGAGUCUCGGGCACUGAUUCAAGAAACUAGGAUUUCGAUAUCUCAGCAAGUCUCGGAUUUUACCAUUCGCCACCCCUCCUAUAAUUUAUUACCCCUUGUUAAAAAGGUAUAUGGCACACUUCUUCGAUAACCCUUUUAUUGCUGACAGUGACCAAAGAAUAAAAUCACAAACAAAAUCAAAUUUUUGUUUUGUUUUGUCAAAUCUUGUAAAGUAAAGGCCGUUAACAAAACCCGGAUCGGAUUGCUUGGAUCGGAUCGGAUCGGAUCGGACUCCGGAUCGGAUCAGAUCGGAUUACGGAUCGGACUAGUGUCUUCGCUUUUGGUGCAGAAGAAUUAUUUUGACAAAAGCUGCUUUAACAAUGACACAGGUGGCUCGGAAUAAGAAAGCCGAGUUCUCACAACGUGAGUCUAACCGGUUCGACUCGGAUUUUUUCUUCCGAGCCGCCUGUGUCACUAAUACCAAAAAAAUAGUUUCUCAUGUAUCACCAGGCUUAAAAUUCACCAUCAGCUUUAAAAUCAUCGCAAAGAAUUAUUUUCAACUGAACUGCACUGGGAAAUUUUCUGUUGCAUAACUUCAUACGAUUACAAUUCCAAAAAGAGGCUUGGUCACGUGACGUCUCCCGAAUCGAAGAUGGCGGACAGAGAUGUACGUAUCUCUCAUUGCAAUGAUUUUGUUUUUCUUUUCAUCUCCACUCUCUUCUGAAUUGGUCUUCUUUCUCACUGAGCUUGGAUUGAAUGCUUCUUUUCAGAGGAGACGAUUAAGAAAAUCGCGGUAAUAAGCAAGGUACGAUAGCGACGACUUGUUGUCAAUAAGCGAAUGACAUCUUAAAUGUCACCUCCGUUCAAGUAGGCUCAGAAAAUAACGAGAUCACUUUACAAUAAAAAAAAAGAAAAGAAACACUAAAUUAGUUACAGAAGAUUGUAUACAUACUCUUCUCUCCGCCAUCUUCAUUCCGGGGGAUGUCACGUGACCAUUUUGGCGGGAAUUUAAGGCGAAUUGUCAGUCCGAUCCGAUCCGAUCCGAUCCGGAGUCCGAUCCGAUCCACAAUCCGAUCCGAUCCGAGCAAUCCGAUCCGGGUUUUGUUAACGGCCUAAAGUAAACAGUACUAUGUGAAAGUUCUGCCCAAUAAGUUUUAUUUGAAUGGUAACACCAUAAGAUUUCAUCUACAGAUUUAUUGGUUAGAAUAAUAAAAUAAAUAAUCUUGGCAUGAUGUGGUCCAGGUGUAAAAGGUUUGAGAAAGGAUUCAUUUAAAAAGCCAAAGGAUAGGGGAAGAUAGAAAGCAAAGAAAUUAUGCCAAGUACUCCUUGCCUCUUCCUGUCCUUUGCCGCACCAUUUUUCCCUUAAAGUUUUUACAGCCUCGCUAUGUGGAUAUACUGUAAAGGCUGAUUUUGACUAGCGACAGAGUCAGAUUCAGAGUUGUAAGCAGAGUUGUAAGACCGCUUAUCCCCUAGUGAAAAUAAAAAAUCGGAAUCGUAGGUGGAGUCGUAAGCAUGGCGGGAUCAGAGUUAGAAUAACGGCAGGAUAAACCAAUAACAAUGCACAUUCCCACGCUUUGUGAUUGGUUUAGUUCUUCCGCUUCUGCUUCUGACUCUGACAAUCUGGUUUUCACUAGAUCAUAAGCUGAAUGUAAGCAACGGAGUCAUAAGCAAAAUCAGAACACUGUUUUCACUAGAUGAUAAGCACUAGCCACACUUCUGAUUAUGACUCCGACCCUGAUUCUGACUUCGUCACUAGUGAAAACCAGCCUGAAGAGUGGCACACAGAAGCUGCCUCUGUCAAGGGAAGAUGUAACCGGCAUUUUAAGGCUCCAGUUUUAACAUCCCUUGAUUCAGAACUGUUCAAGUGUUUCACUUUGUUUAUCUUCUGUUAAAGGUAUUCCUUCAUGUCCCUAUGGCAGAUCAAGUCUCUACCAGUCCCCCAGCUUCUUGCUCCUGGAGCACUGGUGGGGAUCUGGGUAACAAACAAACAAAAGUAUCUCAGGUUCACCAAGUCAGAGCUUUUUCCUCAUUGGUCAGUUGAGUUAGUGGCAGAGUGGUACUGGGUUAAGGUCACAAGAAGAGGAGAACUGGUAACUGAUUUGGAUUCACCACAUAAGAAACCUUAUGAGCCUUUAUUGAUUGGCAGAUUUAAACCAGAAGGGGAUAAUGGUUUGAGGGAAUAUUGUUCGAAUUUGAUUAUGGAUGACAAGUUUGAUGAAGACAAGAAGAGGUGUAGCUUAGAACAAAGGGAAUUCUGGAAUACUUCAUCACCACAAAUGAAAAGGAAAAGACUUGCAAGCAAUGAAAGUGACACUAAUUUUUGCAUCCAAGAUUUCAACAAAAUUACUACAGCAGCUGAUGGUACUGAAAGUAAAAAUGUGCAUGACAUGUUGCAAACUGUGACUUGGCAAAAAUCACAUGAACACAGACCAAUGCUUUGUGGAUUAAAACACCUGUCGUAUAAAUUAGAAAGGUCAAGUGAUGAUGAUGAAUUUUUAGACUUACAAGUAAAUGAAGCAGUUUGUAAUACUGGUACAGAUAUCAACCUAAAAAGAAAUGUAAAAGAUACUGGCCACUCCUUAGAUUCAGUAGAGUCAUCAAAGAGAGGAUGGGAAAGAUUAUUACCAUAUGAACAAGUGAUCUGUAGUGUGCCCUGCAGGAUCCACUCCAGGAAACCACCUCUGAAUGGUAAGUCUAGAUGACAGAUCUUCAGAAACUUUCAUUUAAUAAAUGAAUGAAUGAGUACAAUUUGUCCUGCAAAAUUGUGAAAAACCGCAUUCUGCCCGAGGUAUGUAAGCUUACUAAAAAAAACAAUGCCGGAUAGUACUGUUUACCUCAGAUGUGAUGUAUAAAAAGUAUAAUCUAGUCACCAGAUUAAUUUUGUUGGCUCGAUUUUGUAAAGUAAAGUUGUCAAACAGAAAAUUUGGCUUGAUUUUUUAUUUUUGCCCCCCUUUUAGAAAGGGAAUGCAACCUUUUAAUAUUACAAUGUACUGUAAAUUGGCUAAUCUACUGUGAUCAAGAGCCAUUGUGGCUCUUGACUCGUCAAGAUGAUUGGUAUCGUUUGGGUGUACAUAUAAGGCUAUUAACUUGAUGUCGGAUUUGUUUCACUCUUGGACUGUUUGUAAAUUAUUUUUCUUUAAAAUCAUUUAGCCUUUCCCUCAAAAGACACAUGAAUGUGUUUGAUUUAAAUUUCUUAUAAAUUUAUUAGUGGGAGCUUCGCUUUUAGCCCUGGCUAAAUCUAUAUAUUAGUACAGUUUCGGUGUCAGUUUUGCAUGUAUUUCAUCAGGGACAAGUCUAUUUAAUCAAAAAGUGAAUUUUGAUGUUCUGUAUUUCAUGUGAGACUGCGUAUAAUGUCUUGCGUCACACCAAUGCUUAAUUUAGUGGACUGGGUCAAUUUGUUAUUGGGGGGAUUGACGUGGAGGGUACUGUAAAGAAAGUCCACAGAUUUUAGAUCUCCAGAGGUGAGCAUCUCUGUACUAUUAAAUAGUACAGAGCUGCUUACCUCUACAGAGCACAUUUGGCUCGUUUUUCCCUAAACUUUAUUUGACUAUACUAACACUGAUACCCCUUCUGCAGAAAUUCUCUCCUGUUAUAUACCACCCUCUUCUCGAUGCCUUGAGAUGUUUGCACGAAACUUAACACCACACUGGACAAGCUGGGGAAAUGAGGUAAGAAGUUAUUAGAUUGUUAUUGGAGGUCAAUUCAAGAUUGUACGGAGGUAGCGUUGCCGAGCGGUUAGAGCAAUGGACUUGACUUGUAUUUCCAAGGCUAGAGUUUGAGUCCCACUCUGACCACCAACUGGAUUUGUUCUCAGUAGUCCCACGUUCAAAACCUCGGCCACGUCUGUAAAUUAGCUAACUCGUCUGGUUUACCUCCUACCAGUUGCGAUUUUAAGAGGAAAUUGUUAUUAUCAAAACAAGAAUGAAUGCUCUAUUUUUUGUUUACAGAAAGACAUAAUUUUUAAUGUGGUUGUAUUACAAGUAGGAAUAGGGCCAUUUAUACGAGGGAAAUAAGAUGCGUCUUACAUAGGAUGCGUCCUAAAUAAGACACAAACUAUCCCGUAUAAACAGCACAUUUCUUUGGAAAUUUAGCUAAGACGCAUCUUAUUUAAGAACAGCCCUUAACACCUGCUCUUCGAUAAGAGGCCUCUUAGCUGAGGUGCGUCUUAAUGUGCUAUUUAUACAGGACAGUUUGCGUCUUAUUUUAGGACGCGUCUUAUUUUCCCUUGUAUAAAUGGCCCUAAUGUGUCCAAAGAAAGGAAAGCGCUUCAGUUUGUAAAAACAUGCAAAUAAUGUUCCAAAACAAGUUGCACAUUACUAAUUGUUGCCUUUUUUACGACUUUUACCACAAUGCACACCCACAGCGUCCUGCAAAUGCUUUUACUCUCUAAGUCUAAGACAGGGUGCUAGUCCAUCAAAGUGGAGCAAAAAGUAUUGUGUUAGGAAACAACACAUCAGUCAUGCUUCAACCCGGACAUACAGAUCUGAAGUUUGACUUGCUAUCCAUUACUAGUAGACACAACAACAGGCUGCGUAGCUUCACAACUGUGUUGGAGACUGAGGUAACUUUAUUUUCUGUUUACUAGGUGUUGAAGUUUCAGAGUAUGGAGUAUUUUACACAGCUGUCAGCAAAAGAAACAGAUCCAAACCUAAGACCGAGCAACCUAUCUUCAAUCACCUCUAUUAACAAUUUUUUGUGUUCGUGA